AUGAAACUUCUGGGUCUUUUCUCUCUCGUGGUCGUCACUGCCGUCAACGCUGGCGACCCGGUGUAUCUCCGCGGAGAAGACUCCGAAUCUGCGACCGGCGCGAAACAGUUUGACUUCUCCGACGUGAACCAGGCUGAUCAGAGUGAACAGGCUACGUUGUCACUUGACGGUAGUGGCAGCGACGCUUGUCCAGAAAAAUGCCCUAUGGUUUACCGUCCACGGAGUGCACAGACAGCUCCAUCCUCGCCUCGUCCGAUGAUACGUAGUAUGUUCGGUAGCUUGGAGGAUCAUACAGUCGAAUUGGCUGGUAGCGGUAGCAACGAGCACGUGUUAUUGGACAUUGGACUUGCGGGGAUAUUUGGUAGUGACGUCGGCAACGAUGAUGCGUCGAAGACUAGUCCCGAAGAUUUUCUGAACUUGGUGGCUAGCUCAAUGACACCAUACCGAGACAACCAAUAG
Molecule: messenger RNA, 459 nt
Organism: Phytophthora nicotianae INRA-310
Lineage: Eukaryota; Oomycota; Peronosporomycetes; Peronosporales; Peronosporaceae
Exons: 2
Coding region: 1-459 (152 amino acids)
Source: RefSeq, a predicted model, not a curated record